AUGGAGAUCCUCCGAAGCACAGACAAUCAUGCCGGGCCCUCGGCUCUCCUGGGCUUAGCCACGCGCUUGGCCAUGCAUAGUGAGUACCAUCGCGACUCCAAGCACUACCGUGAAAUCUCCGUCUUUGACGGGGAGGUGCGCCGUCGGGUCUGGAUGUGUCUUUCAUUGCUCGACCACGACAUCUCGCUGCAAGCUGGACUUCCACCCUCCGCCAUAGUUCCACCCCUUAAGAAUCCAACCGUACCACUAAUUUAUUAG
This is a messenger RNA of Penicillium alfredii, 258 nucleotides long. RefSeq names its product fungal specific transcription factor domain-containing protein. The coding region runs from base 1 to 258 and encodes 85 amino acids. Lineage: Eukaryota; Fungi; Ascomycota; Eurotiomycetes; Eurotiales; Aspergillaceae. Gene Ontology annotation, cellular component: nucleus. Gene Ontology annotation, biological process: DNA-templated transcription. The record is from RefSeq and is a predicted model, not a curated record. The transcript has a single exon. Gene Ontology annotation, molecular function: zinc ion binding; DNA binding.